This is a messenger RNA of Schizosaccharomyces cryophilus OY26, 2536 nucleotides long. RefSeq names its product yippee-like protein. The record is from RefSeq and is a predicted model, not a curated record. The coding region runs from base 1548 to 1940 and encodes 130 amino acids. Lineage: Eukaryota; Fungi; Ascomycota; Schizosaccharomycetes; Schizosaccharomycetales; Schizosaccharomycetaceae. The transcript has a single exon. Gene Ontology annotation, cellular component: ubiquitin ligase complex.
AGUUAAGAAAAAGAUGGUAUUAAGUCGUUUAUCAUAUUUAUCUUUUUCAUGUAAAUGAUGGUGUUGCUUGUUUUUUCUAUUAUGGGCAGAAUCAAUCUCACCAAAAUCGAAGAUGAAGAGGAAAAAAUCCGAAUUUUCACGACAUUCCAAAUGUAAAAAUAAUAAAACAGUGUAAUAAAAACGAAUAAAAUGAAUUGAAUCAAGAAAGCGAACACUUCUUAAUCCCUACCUGCCUAUCCUGGUUUGCCCUGCUACUAGAGGAAUCGAAAUGAUGUAAUAUAAACAAACAACGAAAAAUGGCUGAAUAUGGAAGCAAAGGAAUGAAUUCUCAGUGAAUGUUGUUCUUCUUCAUUUAAGCAGCUAUGCUAUUUUUAUACUGAUUAUCAUAGGAAAGAAGUGGUUAUAGGGAACAUGGUUGAAUACAUCAUUGCCAGAAUAAAACCAAGUAAGAAUGCAAGGAUAAGUGCUCAUUCUUUUAAUAUCUUAUUGAUGUUUUUAUGCAUGAAUUGAGGAGGGAAAGUCUCCAUAAAAGAUUGAAUCAUCUGUUGGAAUUGGAUCUUAAUUACUGCUAUAUGAUAGAAUCAUAGAAAAGCAAGAAAACGAAAUUCACGUUUCUCAAUAUUCUUCCGUGAAAAUAUGAAUCGUAAGCUUUUUAAGCCUAUAAAAAACAAUACUUUUAAAAUAAAUUACACAGAAUGCGGCGAAUUUCCUAUGACCAUUCUGCACGAUGUCCUUCAUGUAAAAAUCGCUUGUUUUUUUUAGUAGUUUUAUUUUGUGAUUCUCGAUCUAAAAUUAACAAAGAAAAAACAAAUUUGUUCAUAAACAUUACAGUAUCAUUAAAUAAUCUUCUGUCAUGUCUCUCGUCCGACUUGAAUAAUAAUUUAUUACUUACCGAAACAGGAUCCAAGAAAUAGCGCUACGCUAAAAACAUAUGAUGGAUUAUAUUCGGCAUUCUAAACCGGUAGUAGUUACCUUUAUACAACGCCCAUUUAUUAAGCCGACGAAAGGUAUUCUUUAGCCAUUGCGCGAAGAUUCAUCCUUUUCAGUCGAGGUUUUUUUACUAAUAUAAAUCUUUAUUUACUGAUUUUUAUUUUUUAGUUUUUAUACUCUACAAAUCUCUUAUAAAUCUAAUCCAUACUCAUUUGUCGAAAAAAAAAAUUUUAAUUGCCAUUGCCUUUUCAGCUUUGUACCUAACAAGGAAUCGCUUACUAAUCGACACAAUUGGGAUCGAAUCACGUUCAAAUUUGAUAUAAUUUUCUAGGCUUUCUCCUUCCUUCUUCUGAAACUGUUCGUGCUCAUAUUGACUCUAGACAAUAACUUCCCUUGGCCGUAUAUUAUAUACUUUUUACAUCUCAAAUUAUAUUCUUUAUCUUAAUAGUUCCACAGACCUAAUUCUCUUGAAUUGGACUUGGCGAUUGGAAAUUAUCUGUUUGUUACUUCGCCACAAAGGGUUUCCCUCAAUUUUCUUUGGUUUCUUGAAUCCCAGUUUUGCAAUUUUUUUUUUGAUCCCUGCUUUUCCUUUUCCUUUUCCUGUUCCGAAUAUAUUCAUGGGCCGACAUUAUCCUUUACGCCUUACCAGUCAAUAUUAUGUUUGUAUUCACUGCAAAACGCACCUUGCAUUUAAGGGGCACUUAAUCAGCCGUGACUAUACCGGUCGUUAUGGUCGUGCCGCUCUUAUUAAGAAAAUCGAAAACGUGAUUGAAAUGCAAUCGGUGACUGAAGAAAUGCUGUCGGGGAAAUAUAUAGUCCGCCGUAUACAUUGCUGCCGGUGUCAUGCGAAUGUGGGUUGGAAGUAUGUACUUGCGUACAAGCCAUCAGAGAAGUAUAAAGAAGGACAUUAUAUUUUAGAAUUGAACGCUUCUUCUUUGAUUCGCGAUGAAAUCGACGCUAAUGAAUGUAUCAUACAACCUCCAAUUGCCUUUUUGUCCUCUUCACUGUAGGAUCCUUGCCUUGGAUCAUUAUGUUUGAUCCAGCACCGGUUCUGUUAAUUAUAACCCUAGAUGGAAACAACCUGAUUCCGUCAUCUUUCAUCUGUCAUGUCAAUUUGUUUUUUUUUUUUUUUUCAAGUUGUUGAUUUUUCCUUUUCACCUCUUUAUUUAUAUAUUUUUUUUUACCUCUCCUUUUACAAAUCUCUGUUUUUGAUUUUAGACAAUUCGUUGAUUAUUCUGGAUGUUAAGGGAUUCUAUCAUCUCUUUUCUGGAAUUGUUUUCAUUCCUUUUUUUUUUGUGUGCUUAUAAUUCCCCCUUCCAUUGAUUAUUUUUUCUAUUUAUCCUAUUUCAAUAUGUUUACUCCUUCCUAUAAGCUUGCCAUUUCCUUCUUGUGGUUUUUUUGUUUCGUAUAUUUAGGCACCCAUCAAUAAGCAUAUAUAGGUUUUCAAGCAGUAUGUGUCCCCUUGUUGAACAGUUCUGAAAGAUUAUGGGUAACAAUCCUGCCUUCAAUUACAAAGAAAGAAGAAUAUAUUAUAACCUAUUUCUUAGAGUUUUAUUGUUCAUUGCAUUGCCAAAUCGUUAGAAUCGACAAAUAAAUGUUUAUGUGG